Molecule: messenger RNA, 1835 nt
Organism: Echinops telfairi (small Madagascar hedgehog)
Lineage: Eukaryota; Metazoa; Chordata; Mammalia; Afrosoricida; Tenrecidae
Gene: CYGB
Product: cytoglobin
Exons: 3
Biological process (GO): oxygen transport
Molecular function (GO): oxygen binding; iron ion binding; heme binding
Source: RefSeq, a predicted model, not a curated record
CCACCGUGGGGUGGGGUGCCUGGAAGCCCCCUGCUUCAGCACCCCCCUUCCCUGACCAGGUUCUUUGUGAACUUCCCGUCGGCCAAGCAGUACUUCAGCCAGUUCAAGCACAUGGAAGAGGCCCUGGAGAUGGAGCAGAGCCCCCAGCUCCGGAAGCACGCUUGCCGGGUCAUGGGGGCCCUCAACACGGUCGUGGAGAACCUGCAUGACCCCGACAAGGUGUCCUCCGUGCUGGCCCUGGUGGGCAAAGCCCACGCCCUCAAGCACAAGGUGGAGCCUGUGUACUUCAAGAUCCUCUCCGGGGUCAUCCUGGAGGUGGUCUCCGAGGAGUUCGCCAACGACUUCCCACCGGAGACACAGAGAGCCUGGGCCAAGCUGCGCGGGCUCAUCUACAGCCACGUGACUGCCGCCUACACGGAAGUGGGCUGGCUUCAGCAGGUCCCCAACGCCACCAUNCCACCGGCCACAGUGCCCUCCUCAGGGCCGUAGGACCCCCGGCCACCUCCCACCCUCCCUGGCAUCACCUUGAGCAGAAGGCCGAGUUCUGAAGACCCUCCUUGACCCCCUGGGUGCCAAGGACGCUGGAGGGACCCCUGACUCUACUUCCCGAAGGAGGCCUCGGCCACGGCUGCAGUGCCCAGAGCUGCCAGCGGGUGGCGCCAGCUGCCCAGAUGCUGACCCUGGCGGCCGGCCUGUGGGGUUGGGGGGCCCAUCCUAGCCGAGCUGGGUCCACCCUUCUUAGCUUUUCUAUUUACUGUUAGAGAGAGGCCUAGCUGGGCAGCCGGCGGGGAGCAGGGCGCAGGUCUAGAAGCCGGUCCAGGAAUCAUCCAGCCCCGAGCCUGUCCAUCCGUCCAUCCGUCGGCCCAACCAGCAUGCAAGCCUCAGUAUCAGCUCUCUAGCGUUUCCUGUACACACAUCUACCGUAUAUACAGAUAUAUUCUAUAUACAAUCUCUCUAUAUAAAUAUAUAAUAUAUAUAUAUAUCAAACAAAAACCCAAGCUGGCUGCUCUUACACCCAUUCCAGCUCGUAGGGCAGCGUAGAGCUAGCUGUCCCUCUGCCAUUUUGACAGAAGCCGACGACGGGCCACGGCGUUCUCCCAAGGAGAGGCCUGGUGGUUCACCGCCGAGUGCUUUAACCACCGCGCCCCCUGGGCCUCCUUAACACACACAGACGCACGCACCUAUCUGUGACGUUCAUCUCCAGGGUCUCAGCUCUGAUCACCGGUGGGUGGGCCGAGCACGGAGGGUCCUGGCAAAGGCAGGGAGUCCCCCAUCCAUCGGCACAGAGUGGAUUUGGUCCGGUCCCGGCAGGGUCGGAGGGUUGGGGUGAGUCCAUUAGCUUAUAAAGCCCAGCUCGUUCUAUCUGGCCCCAGCUCCCCACAUUCCUAAGGACCCUGGCCCAAAAAGGAUCUGGUUCACCCACUGGUCCUGCCAUGGGCAAGGGCCGACAGAGGGUCAGAGAGCGGUUCUAAGCAGGAUGGCUGAGCUGGGGUGGAGGUUUCUGGGAAGACACCUUCAAGGUCAGGCAGGCCAACUUUUCCCACUGAGACAGGCCUGGGGGAGGGACCGAUGGGCAGGAGCUUAGAGCGAGGCCCGGAAGACUUCCCUUCCACCUGGAGGGAGGCAGUCGGUCCAGUGCACCCACCUGGAUCCGCCAGGCUGGGGACCCACCCUGUGUGUGCCCCUGGGUCACAUGUGUUGUUUCCAGGCUGUGUUGCUGCGGUGGCUACUGUGCCUGUGUCACCUGUCCCUCCUAGCCGUCCUGUCCUCCUCUUGUACCUUCUGACGUCUGUGAGCAGACCCAGCCGUGCCAUUAAACCGCCGUCCUUCCUGUU